ACACGGGCACGUUCGACAGGAAUUGGCGGGUUGCUGCCGGAGCGUUCGUCUAGCGUUACCUUUUGUCUGACCAUCUGAAGAACCUCGGUGAAACAAUAGCAAACUCUUCCUCCAGUCGACAGAUUUCACGCGCUUGUCAACACGUAAAGCCGGUCUAGCUGCGCUGAACCACCUAAUUCGGUGAUAUUUCGCCUUUAAUUCAGAAAUUCACAGCACGGUUGACGUUGACAAGGAACCGGAAGGUUCCGCAGAGUCCCCGCCCUUCGACGAGCAUGAGCGAACCAACAGACACAGCUAGUGAUGCUCCCAGCGUCACCGCAGAAAGCAAGCUGGCGCCCACAGUUGGGAAGAAGCAGACCAAGAAGAAGGUGGAGGAGGUGGUAGAAGAGGAAGAGGAAGAAUAUGUGGUGGAGAAGGUUCUGGACCGACGGGUGGUGAAAGGCAGGGUGGAGUUCCUUCUCAAGUGGAAGGGCUUCUCAGAUGAAGACAACACAUGGGAGCCAGAAGAUAACCUGGACUGUCCUGAUCUCAUCGCCGAGUACCUGCAAAAACACAAACCAAAUGACAAGAAAGAGCCUACUGGUAAAAGGAAAGGAGAAUCCGACACAGACGGUGGGGAAGACAGCCGGCCCAAAAAGAGGAAAGAUGAGCAAGACAAGCCGAGGGGCUUUGCACGAGGAUUAGAACCAGAACGCAUCAUUGGAGCCACAGACUCCAGCGGAGAGCUCAUGUUUCUAAUGAAAUGGAAAAACUCUGACGAGGCAGAUCUCGUUCCGGCAAAAGAGGCCAAUGUGAAGUGCCCACAGGUGGUCAUCUCAUUCUAUGAAGAGCGACUAACAUGGCACUCCUACCCUUCUGAGGAGGAAGAGAAGAAGGACGACAAGAACUAGGCCCGUGAAGGAGAACGAGAGAGGUGGCAGGUCGCGUUAGACUAGUUUGGGAGGGUAGGGGGGGGGGUAUUUGGAAUACGGGCGGUUCAAAGAUGGGGAACCAGACACCUAAAAGCUCUUUUACUCUCAAUGCCAUAAAACUUGGACUCAAGAUAUAUUCAGAGCAAGAUAUGCAGAUGUGGAGUCAUCUUUAGUGGGCAGAAGUGAAUGUUAGUCAGAAUACUGACCACCGCGAGAAACACAGGAUUACUCUAUUUCCUCUUUGCUUCUCUUUCUGUUGGAUUAUGGGAAAUGGGGUGUAUAUAUGCUGUAGUAGUUGCUCGGUAGUUAUCCCCGGCUGGUUUAAAAAAGGUGGUCAACGUCUGAUGAGGUAUGAAAUGCUAAAUGCAGUGAAUCCUGUGUGCACAUCCUCAUACCUUCAAUGCUUUUC
Molecule: messenger RNA, 1320 nt
Organism: Puntigrus tetrazona (Sumatra barb)
Lineage: Eukaryota; Metazoa; Chordata; Actinopteri; Cypriniformes; Cyprinidae
Gene: cbx1a
Product: chromobox homolog 1a (HP1 beta homolog Drosophila)
Exons: 6
Coding region: 273-890 (205 amino acids)
Biological process (GO): chromatin organization; negative regulation of transcription by RNA polymerase II
Cellular component (GO): nucleus; pericentric heterochromatin
Molecular function (GO): chromatin binding
Source: RefSeq, a predicted model, not a curated record